AUGGACAUGAUGACCGCACUGACUAUUGCUCAAUUCUAUGAUCCACCUCUACAUUGUUUCACGUUUUCUGACUUCCAAUUGGCUCAUACCUUGGAGGAAUUUGAGAGGAUUGUAGGCCGGAACCUGAGGGAUCAUAAUCCAUUUCCGAAGUUUGAUGAAGGUAUUUCUCCCAAGAGGAUAGCUUUAGCUUUGGGUUUGAAGGUUUCUGAAGUCGUGGACAAUUGGGAUGGAAGGGACCUCUCAAUGGUUUUUCUAGGAAUGAGAAUCUUCCUCUCUGGUAACCCUGUACCGUUCCUCUUAGCAGACCUCCACUACGCUCUCCACGAUCGUCAUGAGAAGAAGGGAGGAACCAUUUUAUGUUGUCCGCAGCUGUUGCAUGCCUGGUUUAGAUCUCAUAUGCCAGAAGAUGGCCCUUUUGUCUCAAAGGAACUCAAGCCCUCCCAAAAGUUAGCUUCCCUCACUUCCAAUCAUGUUAAGUGGUAUAUCAGGGAUUGGGAAACCGAGGAUGUUAUUGUCAGCAUUGGAGACUUCCUCAAUGUACCUUUGAUAGGAACCAAAGGUUGCAUCAAAUACAACCCCGUGUUAUCUUUAAGGAAGCAUGGUUACCCUAUGAAUGGCCCUCCAAAAGCUGAAGCUUUAGAGCCUUUCAUCUUACACAGUGCUGAAGCAGAUCAUCCCAUGGUGAAAAAGAUCAAGAGGUCUUGGCAAGCAGUUAUCAGAAAGGGUAAGGAGUUGGGUAAGAGAAAUGUCAUCGCUCAAGAGCCUUAUACUUGUUGGGUUAGAGAGAGGGUUCAGAUGGUUAAACUCCCUUUUCCAUUUGAUCCUUCUAUCUAUUCGUUGGUUCCCGAGCCAGAACCCAUAUUACCUGAAGAUGUGGAGAAGCUCAAUGCCCGUAUUAAGGAGCUGGAGUUGGAGAAUGCUGACUUGAGACUUAAGCUCGGCCGAGUCUCGAUAGAGAAUGGGAAUUCGAAAGACAGUCAUUAG
Messenger RNA from Lathyrus oleraceus (garden pea), 984 nucleotides. RefSeq lists its product as uncharacterized. Bases 1 to 984 code for a protein of 327 amino acids. NCBI's taxonomy places the organism in Eukaryota, Viridiplantae, Streptophyta, Magnoliopsida, Fabales, Fabaceae. The transcript is spliced from 2 exons. The record is from RefSeq and is a predicted model, not a curated record.